CACGUUCAAAAACGGUCAGCGGCAAGAGCUGUGGGAGAAUUUCUGGUUUUAAUUUAUUUAUAAAAAUAUUUAUCACAGCAUCAUGUCAUUUCGUGGUCGGCAGUGUGCUUAGCGCGUCGUUUAAUUGAGCACAAAGAGAUUGAGGUUAAACAAGAAAAACACAGCGAAUUCUCUCAGUAUUUUAAAUUUCAACAGCUAAAACUACAAGUUUAGACUUGUUGCAUUCCUUUAUACAAGUGCCUUUAGUAGCCAAGUGAAAAGUUCUAAAAAUAAAAUGGGCCGGCUAAUGGAAACCUAUGUCGACGCACAAUUGAAAUUCGAUAGUAAAUUAGUGAAUAUUGUCAAAGAGCACAAACAUUUAUUUGAUCGGACUCAUAAGUUAUUUGAAGAUGGGGGCACGAGAAGGGAAACUUGGGAAGUUAUAGCCCAACAAUUACAAAAAACAGAUUCCUAUUGCGAAAAACGUUGGGUUUACAUCAUAAACAGACUAUAUGAUGAAAUAUUUUGGAUGUUGAAGUAUGAAUCACCAUCACCUUGGCUACUUUAUCCCCAAUUGGAUUUUCUCUGCGAAUACAUAGACUGGGAAGAUGUUAAUGGCCUUUGCAAUGAGCUAAUGGAAUUUGAUUUGGCCACAGCCCUGGAAGGUGUAUGAUAUCAAUAUUGAACCCAGGGGUUACCACAAAAUAAAAUGGUUUUUCAAAGAAAAUUAUGAAGCAAUAAUUGUUAGGGUUUUAUUAUUUAAAACCUGUAUUACGUGCCUUAAUGCAUACUUUUUUAUGCAUCAUUCCAUUAUCAAAACAAGGUGCAAUCGAUUUUGAAUAGGGAUUAGAUAAGAUUUCAGUGAUGUGAUGAUUAAAAAAACAAUAAUCAAAAUACCUAUUGCGAGAAAAAUUUUAGGUACAUUUUGACUUUAUUUUUAUUUAUCUGUUUGUUAAUAUUUUAGUCCAAUUUUAUAUUUUAUGGGAAUUUAAUUGAUAUCUUUGUUGCAUGCUAUGAUGUUUGUAGUUUUUGUUUAUUGUUUAAGGAAUUUAUUUGUUUAUGCAUGAAUUAAAAUUAAGGAAAAAGAAAAACGCCAUAAAAAUUAUCUAGUAGGUUGGUUUGUAACCCAUAUUUUAUUGUAUCGUGUCUUUUGAUAAAAAAAUUUAUUCCAAAAUUUGUUAAUUAAAACUAAUUAUUUGUUUUUUAAAAUUAUUACUGUUUUGUACAAAUUUACAAUACUUUUUGGACUAAACUAUAUUUUUUUUAUACUUACAAAAUAAAUUAUUUAUUGAUUGAAUUGACUAACACAUUUUGUUUUAUUGUAUUAGUCUAUGGCCAGAUUCCACUAAUAAAGAUUCUAGUUUAAAGGUGAUAUUAUCGGUAACAUUUAACUGGUGUGUCCAAUAGGCAGCUAGAAACAUUGCCUCGUUUUUUGUUUUGGAGUGUGCGAUAUUUUCCAGAAUGGUCCGCUUUGCCUGAAAACCACAAAAUACGUUUAUUAUAAUAAAAGUUGUAAUUUCAUUUUAUCACAUGAUUUUAAUAAAUAAAUUAUUUCUGAGGUUUUUAUUAUGGAAUAUGUAUUUGUUGUUUGGUGCAAUAUUUUAUAUUCGUUGUUCAAAAUAGGAAUAGACGGAUAGUGAAAUAAAGAUGCAUCUAAAUGAGAGUGACUUGAACUCUUAAGGUAAGUAUGCAUUUGUUAGCAUUGGACAAAUGGAAUGGAUGAAAAUGAUUUUUUGAAUUAUUUUAAGCACACACAGACGUAUCAGACACAUCGUAGAAACGCAAUUCUGCUCAGGAUUAAUUCAAUAGGAUAAAAUCCAUGUAUGCCAUGCGUCAUUCCCAAAUUCGCUUAAAUGCCCUGUAAGUAAAGUCUAUCGAUUUUAAUCUGAUACUCGGAAGGAAUGUGAACUGGUGGCACCCUACAUUAAAACGC
Molecule: messenger RNA, 1912 nt
Organism: Ceutorhynchus assimilis (cabbage seed weevil)
Lineage: Eukaryota; Metazoa; Arthropoda; Insecta; Coleoptera; Curculionidae
Source: the annotation of a GenBank genome assembly